Dioscorea cayenensis subsp. rotundata (Guinea yam) is the source of this 1023-nucleotide messenger RNA. RefSeq names its product phosphatidylinositol transfer protein CSR1. Lineage: Eukaryota; Viridiplantae; Streptophyta; Magnoliopsida; Dioscoreales; Dioscoreaceae. The record is from RefSeq and is a predicted model, not a curated record.
CAUGGUUCACCGUUGUCUCAUGGUUUAUCCACUCUACAUGCUUCUUUGUUCUUGGCCUCAUUCUCCCCGCGCUCCCAAGAAAUGGCGCUAAGCUUCCGCCCUCCCAUUCGGUUGUCCUUCUCGCGGCCCGCUUGCUGUCGCCGACUGCCCCAUCGGACCUUCGCAGCCUCCUCGCAGAACCAGAUCACCCCAUCCUCCAUCGAUACAAGCAAGCUCAUAUCAGAAGUCAAAAGAAUACUUGAGAGGGAGCAUCUGAGCCUGCCCAUAGGCAAAAAUGGAAGAGAUGAUGAAGAUAUGAUCCUUUGGUUUUUGAAAGACAGAAAAUUUUCUGUUGAGGAGGCUGUUGCAAAAUUAACUAAAGCUAUUAAAUGGCGUGAGGACUUUGGUGUGUCAAUGCUGUCAGAAGACUCUGUGAAGAGCUUAUAUAAUACCAGGAAAGCUUAUGUUCAUGACUUUCUGGAUGUCAAAGGCAGACCUGUGCUUGUUGUUGUGGCAUCUAAGCAUUUUCCAGAGAAGCAGGAUGCCAAUGAGAAUGAGCGGCUUUGUGUUUACUUGAUUGAGAAAGCAUUGAGCAAAUGUUCUCCUGGAACUGAAGAUAUUCUUGGAAUAUUUGAUUUAAGAGGGUUUAGUACAGACAACAGCGACUUCUUUUUUUUAAAGUUCCUGAUUGAUGUGUUCUACUAUUACUACCCAAAGCGGCUUGGACAAGUUCUUUUUGUGGAUGCUCCAUUUGUGUUUCAGCCACUCUGGCAGCUUGUUAGGCCAUUGUUGAAAUCAUAUGCCUCCCUGGUGAGGUUUUGUGAUGCAAAGACAGUGAGGGAGGAAUUUUUCACAGAAGACACUGUUCCUGAUGCCUUCAAAGGUUAACUGAACCUAUUUCUUUACAAAGAAAUCUCAACUACCUUAUUUUGGCCAUUCAUACAGAUAUGCUCCUGCAAAAUUCUUGUAUAACUGUUUCUGUUAUGGAAAUUUAUUGCAGCAGCAACCACGAAUAUACAAAAGAUGCAUUAUCAUAUCAUAUAA